Rhincodon typus (whale shark) is the source of this 2737-nucleotide messenger RNA. RefSeq names its product RAB9A, member RAS oncogene family (gene rab9a). NCBI's taxonomy places the organism in Eukaryota, Metazoa, Chordata, Chondrichthyes, Orectolobiformes, Rhincodontidae. The coding region runs from base 204 to 809 and encodes 201 amino acids. Gene Ontology annotation, molecular function: GTPase activity; GTP binding. Gene Ontology annotation, biological process: Rab protein signal transduction; retrograde transport, endosome to Golgi. Gene Ontology annotation, cellular component: lysosome; phagocytic vesicle; late endosome. The record is from RefSeq and is a predicted model, not a curated record. The transcript is spliced from 3 exons.
ACUGUCAUGUGACUCUGCCUCGGGAGAGUCAGCUGACAGCUGGGAGUCACGUGUCUGGCCGGCGCGGUGACGUGAUUUCCGGUGUGUCUGGGAGUCCCGGAUCUACCGGACGACAGAGGACCGCGAGCAGCAGUGGGGAACCUAAUGAUGCUUUAAUCUGAAAAGACUGUUUGAUUUCAUCACUUCAGUUAUUUUAAGGAGCCAUGGCUGGAAAGUCUACUCUACUAAAGGUGAUCCUACUAGGCGAUGGUGGAGUAGGAAAAAGUUCACUCAUGAAUAGAUACGUUACCAAUAAAUUUGACAUCCAUCUGUUUCACACAAUAGGUGUUGAGUUUCUUAACAAAGAUUUGGAAGUAGAUGAACAUUAUGUGACAAUGCAGAUAUGGGAUACUGCUGGUCAAGAGAGGUUUAGGAGUCUUCGGACACCGUUCUAUCGAGGUUCUGAUUGUUGCCUCCUUACUUUCAGUGUUGAUGAUCACCAGAGUUUCCAAAAUUUGGGCAAUUGGAAAAAGGAAUUUAUCUACUAUGCAGAUGUCAAGGAACCAGAGAGUUUCCCAUUUGUGGUUCUAGGUAAUAAAAUUGAUGUUGCUGAGAGGCAAGUUUCAACAGAGGAAGCUCAGGCUUGGUGCAAAGAGAACGGUAACCAUCCUUAUUUUGAAACAAGUGCAAAGGAUGCUACCAAUGUUGCAGUGGCCUUUGAAGAAGCUGUUCGUCGAGUUCUUGCUGCUGAUGAUAGAUCUGACAAUUUCAUGCAAACGGACACAGUGAAUCUUAAUCGAGGAAAGAAACACAGCUCUUUCUGCUGCUGACUGUUGGAUGCAAUGAACUUUCCACUGUAUGCCAUUGAUUUACUGAUAGUUGAAUGGGCCAUGAAAAUCUGUUGGAACUGUUUUGAGAAACCAGUGCCAAUCAGCUGAAGAUACUGGGUUCUUUUGGUUGUGAAAGGGUUUGAAUGCACACGCACAAUACUAAUGUGCUGAAUUACCCAUAGAUAAUUGACUUAUUCAUUGGCCAUAUGAUAUUUAAACAAAAAGGUUUUGUGGAUUUGAAAUCAACUUUGAAAAAUGGCACAGCUUCACAUGCUUUAAGUUUAAAAAAAAUUGGUGUUGGUGGUACAUUAUUUUUAACUGAAGUGUAACAAAUCUUCGUGCAACAAACCAUAUUGUAGCUUGAGGUAACGGUUGGAGAAUUGGAAUUUGAUUAACUCUAAAUAUUUAUCAUUUGUGUAAAUUGCUGGUUCCAUAAAAUUCUCCUUUAUGUACUCAUGUUCCUAAUCUGACCCUAAAAUAUAUUGGGGUUAAUUGUUAAUUAUUUUCCCUCUUUUUGGAAAAAAAAAAUCAUUUGCUGUUAUUGGACAGAAACCUGUCUAUUUUUUCAUGCUCGAAUUGAGUUUUGUGUAACCAAAAUUUCUACUGAUCACAUUUUUGUUGAACGAAGUAUUUGCAGGUACUGAAAACAUUGUUUAGCUUUUCAGUUGGUUCAACUCUGCAGAAUGUUACAAUGUCAAAUAACCAAAAGAUAUCAUUCCAUUGUUAGCUGCAUUAAGUUUGAAAAAAGCAGAGUUUGGUCAACAGUUCUGGGUUAUUCACCAGCCAGGGUUUAUUUUGUUAAUGUACAGCUAAUUUUAAGUUGAAUAAUACAAAGGUAUCAUGAAAUUUUGAAAUGACUUGUCAAGGGCUGAAAUAAUUUCACAUCUGCUUUAAAUAUUAAACAUUAAUUGUUCAGCCCCCUUUCAUGAAGCACCUUAUGCAUUUUUCUUCCCUUAGGGUUUAAUGUAGCCUGUAAGUACUGUUGCAUUUUGGGCAAUAUGUUGUCACACUACCAUAUUGUAUGAAGUUACCUGCGAGAGUGACUUGGACUUUUUAAUUAUUCCAACUUUAAAUUAUACCUUUGUGUACAUUCGGUGUGACUGAAGAUCUAUGAUUUGAGACUGUCAAACAAGAUUGAAUUCAGAAUCAUUAGCUUUCGUUUACAGCUCUGUUUAAAUGUUGGCUGUCCCUGCUCUAGCAUAUUCUGAUGUGUGCCAAAGCUUGAAUCCGUUUUACACAUAUUUAGUGGUAAAAUAUUUAUUUCCUCCUCUUUUCUCUUUAUGCAAUUCUGUCAUCCUAAGCCAAGAGUAUUUGUAGCAAAGCUGAUCAAAGGCCUUUGCUGCUGUGUUGGGCGUUAGAUGUCCUGUUGGGUAGUUAGCCAGUUUUCCUGUUGUCUCCGUAUCUUUCCAGGAUAUGAUUGAGAUCAGGAGUAUGGCAUUUAGUAAUCACUGGCAAAUUGAAUUUUAGCCCAUGAGAUGCAGGUGGAAGACCCAACAGGAUGAACCAUUGUAAUAUCUUUAGAGAGCUAUUUGUUAAGCAGAAUAAUAAAUUUAAUGAAUGGCCAGGUCAGCCUUUACAUAAUGGAACAAUCAAUUCAGUUACAGAAAGGUGGAAUUAAACAAAUAUAAAAGCACAUUAUUUUGAGGCUUUACAGUUUGCAGUUGAAUGACCCAUUUAUCAUCAUUAGGCUCUCUAUCAACUUUGGCUGAUAAAGUGCUGCUGAAUUAUAUUUUAAUGUGGGUGUGGCAUUUGUUAAAUCACUGAACGCUGAGAAUUGAGUAGCCAUUUCUAAACAUGUUGUCUUUCCAUUUUGCCACUGCUUUUGUUAUUGCUGCAUAAAAUGAUUUAAUCACCAGCUGCUUUUUUUUUUAGUGUUUCUUUUCAAAUACUGGAAAAAAUCUUUCAACAAAGCAAUGAUUUUAACAAUU